Molecule: messenger RNA, 1536 nt
Organism: Kwoniella mangroviensis CBS 8507
Lineage: Eukaryota; Fungi; Basidiomycota; Tremellomycetes; Tremellales; Cryptococcaceae
Exons: 7
Coding region: 1-1536 (511 amino acids)
Source: RefSeq, a predicted model, not a curated record
AUGGCCCCAACCACACCGUCAAGAAAGGCUAUCAUGCCGCCGCCGCCUCCCCUUACACCUCGAACACCCUCCAAUGCUCUGGUGAUUCGACAACCCCCAGGUCCGCUUGUAUCCACCACUGCGACCAAAUCAUCGGUGUCACGAAGCACACAUAUACCAAGUGUAACAGUGAAGAGGGAACUUGAUUCGACUCCGGGCCCAUCGACACCUUCUCGUGUGGUGGCUUUGCGGACUCCACCUUCCACUUCGCUCGUCCGACGUCUGAGGUCGAUAACACCUUCUCCCAGAAUAAGAAAAUCGUCAUCCACCCCGCUUCGAACGCGAGCGCCUGCUCUAUCUUCCUCGGCUGCUUUUAAAGCUAAACUCGCUGAAGUUCGAUCUAAAACUUCAAGGAGGAGAAGUCAAACUCCUAGCUCGGCAUCCCAUAGUGGACAAACAAGAAAUUCAUCUGUCACCGUAGAGGAUGAUGAAGAUGAUGAUGAGGUACAAUUCUGGAAGGGAAGCAGAGUUAGAGGAUCGACCGUAGAUGUUGCUAUCGAACUGUGCUCAGACUCUGAUGAGUCUCCACCACCUUCUCCCACUCCAUCAACAUUCCGUGGAGGCCAUGCCUUCCAAUCUGAUGAGUCUCCACCACCUUCUCCCACUCCAUCAACAUUCCGUGGAGGCCAUGCCUUCCAAUCGCUUGUACAUUCCAGUUCUCCCAUAUCGAAUCGUUCGAAUGCGACCCCCGGACCUACAGGCUCCAAUCGAUCAGAAAGGGCCGAGUCGACUUUUUCGCUUACUUCUUUCGGAUCCAGAGCCACUCCUUUCACGCGAGCACCAACUUGGGAUGAUAGCGACCAGCGCUAUGGUCGAAAGUACCCCAAAGAUGGUCCCCCACGAGAGCUUAUCCCUACCGCUGCUACGAGCUUUUCACAUUCAUCCUCAAUCCCACUCCCGCUCACUUCGGCCAUUGAGAGGAUGAGUGAUCUCAUCUCAUCCUUCAAACCUAAGAUUCCCAAGGAAGAUAUCAAAAGGGGUCAAGAAGAAAGAUUCAUGAGUCUAGAAGAGAAAUUGAGUAUUGUGAUGGAGUCGUCUUUCAGUAACGAGGUUACUUACUAUGAUGGUGAGCUGAUGAAGAGGUUGAAGGACCAAUUAGCUGCGAGCGAUAUCAGUUCAUCCACAUUUGAUCUUUUAUCGAUCAUCAAAUUCUUCAAAUCCUCUCUACACCAAAGCUUGAAGUCCUCGAUCAACGAAUACAGGGCUGAACAAAGCUACAAAGGCAAUAAGGAAGUUCGACGAAACUUGUGGUUUAGUGAUUUUAAGGUGUACCUGAAGUUCGCUACACCCACUCUUGGCGAUAGGAUCAAUAAGGAAACAAUGGAAACUAUCCUGCUAUAUCUGCAUGUGGCGUUGAAUGAGAAGAAUGCCAUGAAGCAUACAGUCACUCGAUUGGAGGACAACUUCGAUGAUUGCAACAACCCAAAAAUCAUGAAACUGUUGGACGCAAUGAUCGACCUCUGCGCUGCUAUCGUUAAUAUAGCUUUUGCGAAGUGA